UGAAUCCUGCGUACGUGGAGAGAAGGGAGAGAACAUUAGAGCCCCAAUUGAGAUUGAGAAUAUUCUAGAACUCAAUUGAGCGUGAUUUCACGUCCUUUAUCUGUAACAAGCGAUUCCUGAAUAUAGAAUAAUGCCUACCUACAAAGUGACUUAUUUCCCCAUCAAGGGUUUGGCCGAAUCCAUUCGCUUUAUACUGAGCUAUGGAGGUGUUGAUUUCGUGGACGACCGCUUCAACCGCGAAGAUUGGCCAAAGCUGAAGCCCUCAAUGCCAUUUGGGCAAGUACCAGUGCUAGAAGUUGAUGGUAAAAAGAUCAAUCAAUCAACGGCUAUUGCACGCUAUUUGGCUAAACAAUUUGGAAUUGCUGGCAAAGAUGACUGGGAGGCCAUGGAGGUUGAUGCUACUGUCGCCAACAUUGAUGACCUUAGAAACAAAAUCGGAGCCUGGCAUUACGAAGCGGAGCCAGCAGCAAAAGCAUUGAAAGAGGGCCCAUUGUUCAAGGAAACAAUCCCGUACUAUCUGGAGAAAUUAGAUGAGCAAGUUAAAAACAACGGCGGUUAUUUUAUCGGUGGUGCUGUAACUUGGGCAGAUCUUACUUUCGUCGCCCUGCUCGAUUACAUCAAUUUCAUGGCAAAGGGGGAUAUACUUGAGAAGUAUGAAAAUCUCAAGCAACUUAGAACAAGGGUUCUCGAAUUGCCGAAAAUCAAAGCCUGGGUCGAAAAGCGUCCGCAAACCGAUUAUUAAACACGAAUAUCACUCACCGAUAUUAACCCACCGUGCACGAAUCCAUAUAAAAACAUCAUCGGUUUAUUUAAGUAUUCUUUAAACACUUAUAAAUAUAAUAAUAUACUUAAAAAUAUCUUUGCACCUAGAAUAUCAAACGAAUUGACCAAUAAAAAAGUAUUCAAUAUUUCUGUACUCUAUGUUUGUUAUAAUAUUAUGAUGUAAUAUCAGUCAGAAUAAAAAUUUAUCAUUAAAAAAAUUACCGACCAUUAAUUACGUACCACUUCCCGUGAAUAUUCAUCAAGUCCCGUUGUAGUGUUCUCAAAUCCCG
This is a messenger RNA of Diprion similis, 1052 nucleotides long. RefSeq names its product glutathione S-transferase-like. NCBI's taxonomy places the organism in Eukaryota, Metazoa, Arthropoda, Insecta, Hymenoptera, Diprionidae. Gene Ontology annotation, molecular function: glutathione transferase activity. The coding region runs from base 131 to 742 and encodes 203 amino acids. The transcript is spliced from 4 exons. Gene Ontology annotation, biological process: glutathione metabolic process. The record is from RefSeq and is a predicted model, not a curated record.